CUCGCGGCCAACCAUAUAUUAUAAUAUUAAUCUGUCUUUCCCGGUUCAAGGUGUUUGUUUGCUGCCGUUCUUACCGGCAGUGUUUUGCAUUUUGUCCGUCAGUCAACUGUUGUCGAGCGAUCACUCGUAGCCGCCCGGUGCUAGUCACUCAUCGCAGUUCCUUAAUAACACAUAAUUCAUAUUCUGCUGAACUUCAGCUGCCCACUAGCCACGAGUGUAUACUGCCUGAGUUUUUGAAAUUCAUAUCAACCCCUUCAAACAAUAGAACAUUACGUGGUGGAGGUUUGUUUAGCAGAAUGUCAAGAAGAAGAAGUCAUAAGAAAAACCGUAGAUCGUCCAAUGCUAGACAUAACAAUUCGUCUUCUAACUCUGGCGGAAGAAUGUCUGUUCCCACUCCUCGUGUGAACAAUGUACCCCAAGAACUGCCAGCCCAAGAACUACCAGCCCAAGAACUGCCAGCCCAGGAACAGCCAGCCCAAGAACUGCCAGCCCAAGAACUGCCAGCUCAAGAAGUGCCAGCUCAAGAAGUGCCAGCUCAAGAACUGCCAGCUCCAGAAGUGCCAGCUCAAGUACUGCCACCCAUAGAAUAUAAUUCAGUGCAGCCAGGCCUUGUCUAUGGUGACACAUAUGAUAUAUAUUUGCCUAUAAAUCGUGCUGGACCAAGUAUGACCAUGGAAGAAUUGAAGGCUCAUCCCUUAAUGGAGUCUCUUCAGAAAGCCAUGAGGGAAAAACAAUUUUUACAUUUGGAUUUUUCUGAAAAAUAAAUACUAUCAUUUUCAUAAAAUA
Metopolophium dirhodum (rose-grain aphid) is the source of this 786-nucleotide messenger RNA. RefSeq names its product fibrous sheath CABYR-binding protein-like. The record is from RefSeq and is a predicted model, not a curated record. NCBI's taxonomy places the organism in Eukaryota, Metazoa, Arthropoda, Insecta, Hemiptera, Aphididae. Bases 297 to 764 code for a protein of 155 amino acids. The transcript is spliced from 4 exons.